CCGCGCAAUGGCGGCGGCUGCCCGCGUCCCGGCCCAAGAUGGCGCACGCGUGAGGGAAGGGGUGAUGUGUGAGCUGCUGUGUUUAGUGCGUUUAAGGGCCGCAGGUGCUCUCGGGCGCGAGGGGCGGCAGAGCUGAGGGGCAGCGCUUAAAAAAACAACGGGACAGUUCCACUGCCGUCGCUGUCCCCUCAGCGGCCCGUCCGUGAGGCUGCGGCCCCGCCCCGGGAGGUGUGCGGGUGGCUGAGGGGCUGGCGGGACCAUGGCGGAGGAAGGCGAGCGCUGCGAGCCCGAUCGCGACACGGCUCCUGUGGCGGGGGCUGGAGAUGGGGCUGAGCCGGACAGCCAGGCCGGGGAAGAGCCCGCAGAGAGCCCCGACGUGUACAGAUACAUUAAGGGAGACUUGUUCACCUCCGAGAUCUACAAGGUAGAGAUACAGAACCUGCCCAAAUACAUUGGGUUCAAUGAUGUGAAAAAGUUCCUUGCCAAGUACGGGCUGAACCCUCACAAGAUAAAACUCUUCGGGAAGCAGACGUUCGCCUUCGUGACGUUCAAGAGCGAGGAGGAGCGGGACAAGGCCAUGCGGGUGCUGCACGGCGCGCUCUGGAAGAGCCGCCACCUCAGCGUGCGCCUGGCCAAGCCCAAAGCCGACCCCAUCGCCAAGAAGAGAAAGCAAGAAGAGGAGUCGGAGCAGGGAGAGGUGAAGCGCCCGGCGCCCUGCGGAGAGGAGCCUCUGAGCAAGCGGAUCGCGGAUGUGGUGACCCCGCUGUGGAGCGUGCCUUACGAGGAGCAGCUGGCCCAGAAGAAGCAGGAGUGCGAACAAGUGCUGCAGAAGCUGACAAAGGAAAUAGGAAAUAACAACAGAGCUUUAUUACCCUGGCUCUUCCUACAGAAGCAGAAGUUUAAUAAAUUAUGUUGCCCAGUGGAGGGAGUGAAAGCAUCACCCUUACAGACUGAAUAUCGCAACAAAUGUGAGUUCUUGAUUGGGAUUGGUGUAAAUCAAGAAGACAAAACUGUGGGUUGUCGUCUUGGCAAAUAUAAGGGUGGUACAUGUGCUGUAGUGGAGCCAUUUGAUACUAUUCACAUUCCUGCUAUUGCCAAAAAAGUAGUAAAAGCUUUCCAAGACUACAUAAGGUCGACCCCGUACUCGGUGUACAGCCCUGAAACCUACGAGGGGCACUGGAAGCAGCUCACGGUGCGCACCAGCCGCAGCGGCCACCUCAUGGCCAUCGCUUAUUUCAACCCCCAGAAAUUGAGUAAAGAAGAGCUAGCUGACCUGAAAAUCUCUCUGGCAAAAUACUUCACAGAAGGGAUGGGAAAGAGCAGUGGUGUUACUUCCCUGUACUUUGUGGAGGAAGGACAGAGGAAAUCUCCCAAUCUCGAAGAUUUGCCUUUGGAGCACGUGGCUGGUGAUAAGUACAUAUAUGAAGAACUCCUUGGCCUAAAAUUUAGAAUUUCUCCUCAUGCAUUUUUUCAAGUGAACACUCAAGCUGCAGAAGUGCUGUACUCUGCCAUCGGGGAGUGGGCACAGCUGAGCCAGGAGAGCACCGUGCUGGACAUCUGCUGUGGGACAGGAACCAUCGGCAUCUCCUUAGCCAAGAGAGUGAAGAAGGUAAUUGGAAUUGAGCUCUGCCAGGAAGCUGUGCAGGACGCCAAAGCAAACGCCCAGAUUAAUGAACUGAGUAAUGUUGAAUUUUACUGUGGGAAGGCAGAAGAUAUUGUUCCUUCCCUAAUGAACGUUUUAGCUCCUCAGAACGUGAUCACAAUUGUAGAUCCACCACGAGCAGGGCUGCAUUCCAAGGUAAUCCUUGCCCUCAGAAGAGCUGAACAUCUGAAGAAGCUCAUCUAUGUCUCCUGCAAUCCCAGAGCUGCAAUGAGUAACUUUGUGGACCUGUGCCGGGCCCCUUCCAACAGGGUGAAAGGAGCCUCGUUCCGGCCCGUGAGAGCCAUGGCCGUGGAUCUGUUCCCUCAGACCAGGCACUGUGAGUUGCUGCUCUUCUUUGAGAGGGUGCAGCACGCUGAUGGCGGCUCUGCGGCAGCGCCGGCUGCAGGCCCCGCCACAGCGGAGUGCGGCACCCAGGGCACGGCUGCUGCUGGCCCUGGGGACUGCAGCCCAAGAGAGGGGCCACCUUGACUCCUGAGAGACUGCAGAAACCACUGCUGCUUUUCAACUGUGUCAGUAGCAUCACUUCUGUAACAUCCAGGUAAUAAAUCUCUGUACUACAGAGUAAUUGCAAGGCUUCCAACUUAUUUCAUCAUCCUAAUUUGAAUUAGAUUUUAUUAUCAGAAGUCACAGAAGGGUUUGUGUUGGAAGGGACCUUAAUGAUCAUCUAUAACCACUCUGCUAUCAGCAGGGAGACCUUCCACUUGACCGGGUUGCUCAGAGCCCCAUGGAGCCUGGUCUUGAACACUCCCAGGGGUAGGAUGUUAUAGAUGGUUGGGCCAGAUCCUGCUUUUCUCUUGAUACAUGCAUACAUAAGAGACAACACCCAAUUCCCAGAGCAGCUCAUCUUGCUACAUGAACAUGGACCUCCCUGUUAGUAUUUCAUCAUGCUCUGCGCCCCCUGUCAAAGCUGUGCCAUAUUUUUUCAGUAGGUAAAUAAAGAUUAACCCUUCCAUAAAGUCAUUUACUUACUAAAUCUUCGUUAGGAAGUAAAACUCAGUCUAAUACAAAUGCUACGCUUUCCACAGUUGCAGUCAGUCUUACUCUCAGACUGUAGCAUCUCUGAUAAGACAAUAAAGGCUGUGAAUUUCCUGCACCAUGCACUAAAGCUGAGGUGACUCUGCUGGAGCCAGGCCCUCACCACUGAAAAUGGACAGGCAGAACUGAACUGUGCCAGCACCAGCCCCUCACACUGCACUGCUGGGCCUCUCCCAGGGUACAGACACAGCCUUGGCUCCACACGGUGCUCUCCAGUCAGGACUCACUGCAGCCACCAUUAACAGACAGCAGCACUGGUAUGAGUGCCCAUCUGAAAUCUCAACUUCUAACAUACCUCUUAAGGGGGUCAACAAGAAAAAAGUCCUACUACAGCCCAUGGCUGUGCUGAUGCCACAACUUUCCAGUGUUUGGUACCUGCACCCCACAGGUACCAAACCCAGCACUUUGGGUUGUAACACUUCCAGCCUUGCCAUGGUUUAAGUAAAAAUACAAAUCCCAAUUCAAAAAGAGGUGACUUCAUUUCAAGUGUUUAACCAUGGAAACAUCCAAUUCCUCACCCAAAGUGAUUCAGUACUUCCAUAACCUACGAGGCUGCACUGAUCUAAUUUCUCUUCACAAAUACCUAGAGGACUUGAAGAAUAGAAGUUCCUUUCUCUAGAUACGCUUAAGCUAUCAUAAUACUGAUCACACUGGCACAUUUUAUAAUAUCAAACUUUAUUGCUCGAAACUAAUUGUCUGAAAAAUACACAUGUAGUACUCAAAGACCGAACACAGAGGAUUACAUGAUUGUGCAGAAAAAAAGCAAGCAGAGGCUCAGUGAAAAUGAGGCUUUAUAGUUGUACCAAUUCAGCACUGGCACCAAGCAACUGCACCCAACACAACUCAAACAGCAGCCAUGGUUACCUGCUGGGGCAAUAGGGAUGAACUUGG
Prinia subflava (tawny-flanked prinia) is the source of this 3589-nucleotide messenger RNA. It is a transcript of the gene TRMT2A, whose product is annotated as tRNA methyltransferase 2 homolog A. Gene Ontology annotation, molecular function: RNA binding; RNA methyltransferase activity. The record is from RefSeq and is a predicted model, not a curated record. Bases 260 to 2131 code for a protein of 623 amino acids. NCBI's taxonomy places the organism in Eukaryota, Metazoa, Chordata, Aves, Passeriformes, Cisticolidae. Gene Ontology annotation, biological process: RNA processing. The transcript has 11 exons.